GGAAGUGAGGAGAGGUUUAUUAGGAGCUGUUACUUAUUGCAUCUUUAUUAGAGCAUGUCAGACCUGAAGGAGAUCAUAUGCUUCCUGUGAGAAACCGGUGGCUGGGCAGGCAGCCAUUCAGCUGCACCUCCAGCAUUCCAGCCUGACCCUCGUGCCUGCAUGAAUGUCACCAUUGUGCAGAUGGCAGCAGGACACGGAGCUUGAGGGACCCCAGCAUAAGUCAGCCCAUUCAGCUGCAGUACAGGACAGCUUUCCUGGGGGGAAGUGCGCAUGAGCAGCCAGGGCAGAUUUAAGGACUGCCUUCAGAACAGAUGUGAGACGCUGCACUGCCGUAGCAGCGGUCAUGCUGAAACAUUUGGAAUGAUUUUAAGUCGGCUGAAAGAUCACACUCCAGUGCCUCAGCUGCCUCCUUUGAGCCUAACCUGAUACUGCCAGGAUCUGAACACUCCAACUGCAGUAAUGAUUUGGCAACAAAUAUCGCAUUGGACAUGCCUUGUCAAAACCCUGAUUUUUGGUCUGCUUCUGCAGCCACUAAUGACACGGCCUUCCAUCAUCACGCAACCAAACUUUGUCCUGCUGAUGGCUGAUGAUGUUGGCAUAGGGGAUGUGGGUUGCUAUGGGAAUGAUACUAUCAGGACUCCGAACAUUGAUCGCCUGGCAAGGGAAGGGGUGAAGCUGACCCAACACAUCACUGCAGCUCCACUUUGCACCCCCAGCAGAGCAGCGUUCCUCACUGGCAGAUAUCCCAUUCGAUCAGGAAUGGAUGCUAUAAACAAUUAUCGUGUUAUUUUUUGGAAUGGCGGCUCAGGAGGGCUCCCUCCAAAUGAAACCACUUUUGCCAAAAUACUGCAGCAACAAGGCUACAGCACAGGACUAAUAGGGAAGUGGCAUCUAGGCGUUAACUGUGAACAGCGCAACGACCAUUGUCAUCUCCCUUUGAACCAUGGGUUUGAUUAUUUUUAUGGGAUGCCUUUUACGCUAGUAAGUGAUUGCCAAACAACAGAAGAACCAGAGAUGGAUAGAGCCUUCAGAAGGAAACUUUGGCUUUACACUCAGAUGAUUGCCCUUGCUACGUUCACCACUGCCCUAGGGAGACUCACCGGCUUGAUUUCAGUCCACUGGAAAACAGUGACCUGCCUUGCUCUGUUUAGUCUCCUUUUCUUUGUGUCCUGGUUCUCAAGUUAUGGAUUUGUAAGACAUUGGAACUGCAUUAUGAUGAGAAACCAUGAAGUCACUGAGCAGCCAAUGGUGACAGAGAGGACUACAUCUUUUAUCUUGAGAGAGUCCAUUUCAUUUAUUGAAAGAAAUAAGCACAAGCCAUUCCUCCUCUUUCUUUCCUUUUUACAUUCCCACACCCCUCUACUCACAACAGAAAAGUUUCUUGGGAAGAGUAGCCAUGGUUUAUAUGGAGACAAUGUAGAGGAGAUGGACUGGAUGGUGGGGCAGGUUCUAGAUGCUAUUGACAAGGAAGGUUUGAAAAAGAAUACACUAGUUUACUUUGCCUCUGAUCAUGGUGGAUGGCUGGAAAGACAAGAAGGCAAAAGGCAGCUGGGUGGUUGGAAUGGAAUAUACAGAGGUGGAAAAGCUAUGGGAGGCUGGGAAGGAGGAAUCCGUGUCCCAGGGAUAUUUAGAUGGCCAGGAGUGUUACCUGCAGGCACAGUGAUCAAUGAACCUACAAGCCUUAUGGACAUUUAUCCCACAGUAGUUCAUUUGGCUGGAGGGGUAGUACCCCAGGACAGAGUAAUUGAUGGCCGGGAUCUGAUGCCUUUACUGCAAGGAACAGUUGUGCACUCAGAGCACAAGUUCCUGUUUCAUUACUGUGGCACUCAUUUACAUGCUGUGCGAUGGCACCAGAAGGACAGUGGAGCAGUCUGGAAGGCUCAUUAUGUGACCCCAAACUUCCAUCCACUUGGGACUGGAGCUUGUUACGACAGAGGAUUUUGCCCAUGUUUUGGGGAAGGCGUGACCCAUCAUGACCCUCCACUGCUGUUUGACCUCUCGCGAGACCCUUCUGAGACCCAGCCUCUGUCAGCUGACACCGAGCCCCUCUUUGACACUGUAAUAGAGCGGAUUGGGAGAGCCGUUGAAGAGCACCGCAGGACGCUGACUCCAGUCCCGCAGCAGCUCUCCUUGUACAACGCCAUCUGGAAGCCGUGGCUGCAGCCCUGCUGUGGGACGUUCCCAUUCUGCUGGUGUGAUAAGGAAGGUGAUAAUAAACUUGCUGACCUACAAAGGAAAUAACCGAAGUUACCCAAGGUUUUAGAUCAUGAAUAUUUUCUCUGGAGGAUGUUUAUUAAUGGAUUGUUUGUUUCGGGUUUCUUUUGUUUGUGUUUGUUUUUGUUUUUAAUGGAGACUUUAUUUGAGAAUUGUUCCAGUAAAUGGCAUAGUAUUUGGUAAAGGUGACUUUAGACUGCACACUCUCAGGGAGGGAUAAGGGCAGUGUGAUCUGAAGAGCAUGUUUUAACUUGAAUCUGCUGAUGACUGAAUGAAUAAUUCAAUUACACUGAAAUGUAAUAACAUUCGAGUUCUACCGGUAAUUAUACAACUUAUCUUUUGUUUAUGAAUGUAUAUUUAGAAGUUUUGCUUUUUUUUUUUUCUUCUGAAUUUGUAAGUCAUUUAGGGAUUAAGGUUUCCUUUAUAUUUUAUAGUUAGUGGCAAUGCCAGAUAUCUCUGUAAUGUAUUUUUGCAGACUACUUUUCCUUGUACCUCCAAAAUAUUUCCAGAGUAUUUCCUCACACAAUCUCCUUUAAAAGUAGCUUUCUUCUUUGUAGCUAGUCCCUCCAACAGCAGUGAUAAUAGCAGCCAGUUAGCCUGGGGCUUCUUCAUGGGGAGUAACUACCUAGUUGAGACAUGAAGUUUGGAAAUACAUAAGCUGGAUCUGCCCGUGCUUUCAGAGAUGGACAGGCAUCUUCAGAUGGCAGUCACCUUCUUUUUAUGGACAACACAAAAAAGAAAAAAAUUUCCCUUUCCAAAACCCCAUUGCAACCAGCUUCCUAAUGUGGGAAUCGAAUGUUGAUUCUGUAUUAGAACAAGAUUAGAAUUUUCUUGAUUUCAUGGCCUUUGCUGCCAUUUGGGUCCUUUAUCAAAAUCUAGCUAGUAACAAUUUAUGUAUAGUUAGCAUGAAAAUAUAUGUUGUACUUUGUCACACACAUUGCAAGAAUAUCCUGCCCAAAUUAAAAGGACAAGUCAUGACAUGCCUUAGGGCCUGAAGAAGGUAUUGAGGAAGGCCUGGCACCUCUCCACCCCCCUACGGUGCUCUUUGUUUAACAAAGGAAGCGUCCUUCGGACACAAUGGAAGAAGCUUUGGAGAAAAUCACCGUACCAACGUGAUAAGAAGAGUACCGAGACAUCUUGGAAACAGCAGGAUGGCGACUGACUGGCACAAGAUAGAACAAGUGUCAGAAUGUAACUAACAAAUGUAAAUCUUUGAUAAGAUUGUGAACCUGGAGUACCCAGCCAAUGGGGAAACAGGGCAGUGGGUAGGCAAGGGGGGGAAACAAGGUACAAAAGCUGUCAUACUGUGUCCAUAGGUGCGCUCCUGUUUUACAGGACGCCCGCCAUUGCAAUUGCGAAUUAAAUCUGCUUUUAUCAGA
This is a messenger RNA of Numida meleagris (helmeted guineafowl), 3593 nucleotides long. Its product is annotated as arylsulfatase D-like. Gene Ontology annotation, molecular function: arylsulfatase activity. The record is from RefSeq and is a predicted model, not a curated record. The transcript is spliced from 11 exons. Bases 460 to 2241 code for a protein of 593 amino acids. Lineage: Eukaryota; Metazoa; Chordata; Aves; Galliformes; Numididae.